UUGAGUAACACUCGGCCUUUAUCAGCGUCUCAUUCGCUUUUGCUGUCUGAAUCGCAAAUGUUGCACCGGUCACCAUCUGGUGCGCAGAAGAAAAUACGUCAACGUCAAGAAAAACGGUUUGAUCUGACGAAUCAGUCGUCUGCGUCUGCAUUGCCCGCUUCAUCAGCAUCACCACCCACCGCAGCAGUCACAUCGAAUAGCGUCGAUCAUCGAUCAAUGGCCUCUUCAGUAUCAACGGCAAACACAUCGUCGGUUGAUUGUGAGUAUCGCUCGGUGAUUGAUUCUGGUGCUUAUCACUCCAUAUUACCCGAUGAACCACCAUUUAUUGUCACGCAGUCAAAGUCUUCUAAACCGCAACCACCACAACCGCCUCCAAGACCAUCACCACCCAAGGUCUCCGUAUCUACGCCACCGUGGUCAAUACCCUCACCAAUGAGCUCACCGAAUUCAUCGCUGAACUCAACGACUAGUGGUGGUUAUGCAUCAUCGAUACCGGCUAAUUCACUACUCAAUUCAGCGUUUAUCGUUGAUUCAGGUGGUAAGCCAAUGGUUGAAGUGCACCCAAUGCCGUCACAACAGUUCACUGAGCCAGCUUCAUUAUCGGCAUCAUCGUCACUCAAAGAUUUCCCGUCAUCUUGUGAAAAUCAAAAUCAGAAGCCAAAGGAAAAACCUCGAGUUCCAAAGAAACCGAUGAAUUUGGUGCUGAAUUCCUCAUCAAAGCUCAACUCACCGUCUCUAAACGCUCUUUCAUUAAGUUCAACCUCAUUGAAUAUGCUCCCGUUUACACCGUUAACACCUUCACAAUCUUCCACUUCAGUUAGCAGAUUAUUCACGACUCCAUCACUAAUUUGCCUUCAUACAGCUUUAAUGAAAACCGAUCUGAACGAAGAAGAAAUCGCAAAAGUUGAAUCGAAACGGCAAAAGGUAUGCGCGGUUUGUUUCUAUUCAGCCGUAGGCGGAAUAAAUUUCUCAAUUCUGCUGGAUGAACGUUGGUCACUACUUCAGCUAAUCGAAUCGUUAUCGAAGAAGAUCACUGUGUUGGAUGAAGAACAUCAAUCGCUACAAACAGAAAUUGAAUCGAAUGAGUUGUUACGAGGGAAAUUGAUCGAAGAACUCACGUUGAAGGGUAGCAGUGAUGUGAGUGAGCGAAUGCGUUUGAAUCUAGAUCACAAUACCAAACUGAUCAGAUUGCAGACAAAGUUACGAAUGCAGUUGGAACGACUGGAAAGUAUGCUGAACAAUAAUAUGGAGGGCAUCGAUAGGGAGGCCAUAUCGGCAAGAAUUGAACGUGUCAAAAGUCAAAUAAAUGAUCAGUCGAGUUUGAGGGAGGUGUUCGAAAGAAGAGACAGUCUUUUAAGCGUUAUCAUUGAAUCACGCCUCGACGAUGAGUCUGUACCUCAGUGGAGGCUGUAUAAAGAAACGUGGAAAAAACUGACAGAAGAACAGCAGGAGAUUGAGGAACGUCUUCAGAUAGCGCGCGAUCAGUUGUCUGCAUUACAAAAUGUACAAGCAGCAACAACUCCUACCGCCUAG
Molecule: messenger RNA, 1533 nt
Organism: Anisakis simplex (herring worm)
Lineage: Eukaryota; Metazoa; Nematoda; Chromadorea; Rhabditida; Anisakidae
Source: the annotation of a GenBank genome assembly